Aegilops tauschii subsp. strangulata is the source of this 1652-nucleotide messenger RNA. RefSeq names its product alcohol dehydrogenase 3. Gene Ontology annotation, cellular component: cytosol. NCBI's taxonomy places the organism in Eukaryota, Viridiplantae, Streptophyta, Magnoliopsida, Poales, Poaceae. The record is from RefSeq and is a predicted model, not a curated record. Gene Ontology annotation, molecular function: alcohol dehydrogenase (NAD+) activity; S-(hydroxymethyl)glutathione dehydrogenase [NAD(P)+] activity; zinc ion binding. Gene Ontology annotation, biological process: formaldehyde catabolic process.
CGCGCAGAUCAGACGAAACGGGACAGCAGCGGCGUAGCCACGGCCACCCCCUGUUUCGGCUACCUUCUCCAAGAAAAAACAAUCCUUCUUCUUUCCUCACUUGCUCGAUGAUUCCUCCCGCGCUGCGGCGCCAGUAUAUAUACAGGGCUCGCCACAGCUUCGUUCCUCACCAAAAUCAUAAGCAACCAACCAACCAACUGCAAAGCAGAAGCAGGAACGAGAGAUCAAGAUCGAUCUUUCUCUUUGAGUUCCCGGAGCGAUCGAGUGGGUUAAUGGCGACCGCCGGGAAGGUGAUCAAGUGCAAAGCGGCGGUGGCAUGGGAGGCCGGGAAGCCGCUGUCGAUCGAGGAGGUGGAGGUGGCGCCGCCGCAGGCCAUGGAGGUGCGAGUCAAGAUCCUCUACACCGCCCUCUGCCACACUGACGUCUACUUCUGGGAAGCCAAGGGGCAAACUCCGGUUUUUCCAAGGAUCUUGGGCCAUGAGGCUGGAGGCAUUGUUGAGAGCGUCGGAGAGGGCGUGACCGAGCUUGUGCCAGGUGACCAUGUCCUGCCGGUGUUCACUGGCGAGUGCAAGGAUUGUGCUCACUGCAAGUCAGAGGAGAGCAACCUUUGUGACCUCCUCAGGAUCAAUGUCGACCGAGGCGUGAUGAUCGGUGAUGGGCAGUCCCGCUUCACCAUCAGCGGGAAACCGAUAUUCCACUUCGUCGGGACCUCUACCUUCAGUGAGUACACAGUGAUCCAUGUUGGGUGCCUAGCGAAGAUCAACCCCUCGGCACCCCUCGACAAAGUUUGUGUUCUCAGCUGUGGUAUCUCAACUGGUCUUGGUGCGACGCUCAAUGUCGCAAAACCGAAAAAGGGUUCGACGGUGGCAAUUUUCGGUCUUGGAGCUGUAGGCCUUGCUGCCAUGGAAGGGGCCAAGAUGGCUGGGGCAUCAAGGAUCAUCGGUGUGGACUUGAACCCUGCAAAAUACGAACAAGCCAAGAAGUUUGGCUGCACCGACUUUGUAAACCCAAUGGACCACACCAAGCCAGUGCAAGAGGUGCUUGUCGAGAUGACAAACGGUGGAGUCGACAGAGCCGUGGAAUGCACGGGUCACGUCGACGCCAUGAUAUCCGCCUUCGAAUGCGUUCACGAUGGGUGGGGCGUGGCGGUGCUGGUGGGUGUCCCCCAUAAGGAGGCGGUGUUCAAGACCCACCCGAUGAACUUCCUCAAUGAGAGGACCUUGAAGGGCACCUUCUUCGGCAACUACAAGCCGCGUACCGACCUCCCGGAAGUCGUUGAGAUGUACAUGAGGAAGGAGCUGGACGUGGAGAAGUUCAUCACCCACAGCGUGCCCUUCUCGCAGAUCAACAUGGCCUUCGACCUCAUGCUCAAGGGAGAGGGACUUCGCUGCGUCAUGAGGAUGGACGAGUAGAUCCAGCUUCUUCAUCGCACCCUCGCUGCUUUAAACAAAAGAAGAAGAAAGUUAUAAGGACUUCCCUCGAGUAAUAAUGUAUAGUCGUUAGAUGCACAUGUGUCUUUUUUGUCACCGAGAACGAACAUGUAUGUGUUUUGUGCUCACGGUUUGGUCUUUAUAUUUCAGUGUGUCGCCACCCCUUCUGAGUGUACAUGAACAUUUUCCAGAGUAAUAAUAGUCUGCAGUUUCUGUGUUUAA